AUGUCCAUCAUUGACGGCAGAGCCAUCAGCAGCGAGCUGCGUGCGUCCAUCGCGGCCGAGAUCAAAGAGCUCAAGGCCCAGGACCUGUCGUUCGCGCCUCGGCUCGUGAUCAUCCAGGUCGGAGACCGUCCUGACUCGUCCACCUACGUCAAGAUGAAGCUCAAGUCGUGCCAGGAGGUGGGCAUCGACGGGUCCUUGCAAAAACUCCCCGACGACGUUUCGGAAGCCGAUCUGCUGGCGCGCAUCAGCGAGCUGAACGAGGACGCGUCUGUGCACGGGAUACUGGUGCAGCUCCCGCUUCCUGCUCAUUUGGACGAGGAGCGGAUCACCAACGCUGUGAAGCAGGAGAAGGACAUCGACGGCUUUUCGGAACUCAAUUUGGCCGCCAUUUUCAAGAAGAACGCUGCUGCAAAGUUCAUUCCGUGCACGCCAAAGGGCAUCAUGUACCUGUUGAAACAUGAGCAGGUGGAGAUCACAGGCAAGAACGUGGUGGUCUGCGGCAGAUCGGACAUUGUUGGAGGUCCGCUCUCGAAGCUUUUGGAGAAGGCGGGCGGAACCGUCACGGUGGUCCACUCGAAAACUAGCCCGGAGCAGCUCAAGUUCUACUGUUCGAACGCAGAUAUUAUUGUCAGCGCCGUUGGCCGCGCCAACUUCAUCACGGGCGACCUGGUCAAGCAGGGCUGUGUGAUCAUAGACGUGGGGACGAACUACGUUCCGGACGCGACGAGGAAAUCGGGCCAGAGAAUGUGUGGAGACGUCGACUUUGCGUCGUGCAAAGAAAAGGCCUCGAAAAUCACCCCUGUCCCUGGCGGAGUCGGGCCAAUGACCGUGGCGAUGGUUCUGGACAACCUGCUGGAGAGCGCCAAGCGCAGCAAGAAGGCGUAA
Messenger RNA from Ogataea angusta, 885 nucleotides. RefSeq lists its product as uncharacterized. The transcript has a single exon. Gene Ontology annotation, cellular component: cytosol. Gene Ontology annotation, biological process: tetrahydrofolate interconversion. NCBI's taxonomy places the organism in Eukaryota, Fungi, Ascomycota, Pichiomycetes, Pichiales, Pichiaceae. Bases 1 to 885 code for a protein of 294 amino acids. Gene Ontology annotation, molecular function: methenyltetrahydrofolate cyclohydrolase activity; methylenetetrahydrofolate dehydrogenase (NADP+) activity. The record is from RefSeq and is a predicted model, not a curated record.